Messenger RNA from Anoplophora glabripennis (Asian longhorned beetle), 491 nucleotides. RefSeq lists its product as uncharacterized. The transcript has 3 exons. NCBI's taxonomy places the organism in Eukaryota, Metazoa, Arthropoda, Insecta, Coleoptera, Cerambycidae. The record is from RefSeq and is a predicted model, not a curated record. Bases 91 to 465 code for a protein of 124 amino acids.
GCUGGAACAGUAUCUUUGAGAAAAGGAAGAUUAAAGAAUGUUUCUAACAUAAAAAGGUACAAUGAUGUUACUAUUAAUUACAGUGUUUGUAUGAAAAAAGUGACAUUUAGUCUUCCUAUCAAAUUUGAUAUAUUGAAGUUUGUAUAUCAGUACCACAGCAUAAUGUGGUCGCUAACUGCAAAGGGUGAGGUUCAAGCAAACCUAAAGAAUAUGAAAGCAAAAAUAAUUAUCAGUUUCGAUUUUGAAAAAUGUGUUGUUUCUUUAGAUCAAUUUAAUAUUACAGACCAGGGGCAAUUAAGCGUUUCAUUUUCUGGGCGGGGUUUUUUGGAUUGGAUCUUCAGUCUUUGUUCUACUUCCUCCAUGCAUUUCAGUAUGAUUCAAGAUAUUCGGAAUACGGUGUCAGAGGAAUUAGAGAAAAUCGUAGCAAAAAUUAAUAGUGCCCUUAAAUUUAUACUGCAGGAAUAAGAAAAGUUAAUAUGAAUUCAUAUUUA